This is a messenger RNA of Osmerus eperlanus (European smelt), 1780 nucleotides long. RefSeq names its product methionine sulfoxide reductase B3 (gene msrb3). Gene Ontology annotation, biological process: response to oxidative stress; protein repair. The coding region runs from base 273 to 890 and encodes 205 amino acids. NCBI's taxonomy places the organism in Eukaryota, Metazoa, Chordata, Actinopteri, Osmeriformes, Osmeridae. The transcript is spliced from 6 exons. Gene Ontology annotation, molecular function: peptide-methionine (R)-S-oxide reductase activity. Gene Ontology annotation, cellular component: cytoplasm. The record is from RefSeq and is a predicted model, not a curated record.
CACACACACACACACACACACACACACACACCACAGACUGAUGCUCCCUUCCUCCACUCUCUGUCUCUCCUAGCCCAAUCCUUCCCUAUCUAUCUAUCUAUCUCUCUCUCUCUCUCUCUCUCUCUCUCUCUCUCUCUCUCUCUCUCUCUCUCUCUCUCUCUCUCUCUCUCUCUCUCUCUCUCUCUCUCUCUCUCUCUCUCUCUCUCUCUCUCUCUCUCUCUCUCUCUCUCUCUCUCUGUCUCUCUCUCUCUGUGCCUGAGUGAGUGUGUGCCAUGGCUGUCCUGCUCAGACGUGCGGGCUGCGCGGCUCUUCGCCUGGCCCUCAGGCAGGGCAGGAGCCCCCCCAUGGCUGCGGCCCCGCGCCUCACUCUGCCCGCCACGCUGCUAGGAACAUGCCGUACCAAGAAGACCUGGCCAGUGUCGUUCUCUCAGGAGGACCUGAGGAAACGCCUGACGCCCGUGCAGUUCCACGUCACUCAGGAGAAAGGCACUGAGAGCGCCUUCAGAGGAGAGCUGACCGACAACAAGGAGGAGGGCACCUACGCCUGCGUCGUGUGCGGCGCACCUCUGUUCACGUCAGACAAGAAAUUUGACUCCGGGUCAGGUUGGCCUUCCUUCUUCGACCUGAUCAAAGAGGAGUCUGUCGCCGUGACGGAUGACUUCUCUUAUGGGAUGCACAGGGUGGAGACCACCUGCAGCCAGUGCGGCGCGCACCUGGGACACCUGUUUGACGACGGCCCCCGGCCGACGGGGAAACGCUACUGCAUCAACUCCGCCUCGCUGGCCUUCCAGUCCAAGAAGGACGCCGUCAGCACCUCCAGCCCCCCCGCUGAUGGGGAGGGGGCCGGGGCCGCUGGGGGCCCUCCCACGGGGGGGAAACCAGAGCUUUGAGACAGGCGGGAGCUUGGACAGACACCAGGAACCCAAACACGGCCACUCCAUAUCGAAACUCAGGACUUCAAAUCGAAAAAAAUUGUGAUUUGCCAGGAAGAGUAAUAGUUGAAACCAACAAAUUCGCUACUGUACUUUCACCUAUCAAAUGAUGUCAGAUCUGUGUUCAACUUGAGAAUGGGAGGGGCCCCUUUAAAGAAGUCACAGGAGCAGGACCCUAGACUCUACUCCACCCCAGACACAGACCAAAUACUUCCCAACCAUAAUAUAUCAGUCAGAGAACUCCACAAUCUGAAAUAACACAGGCUCAAAUCAUCCACUCAAGGACCCAUUGUGUUGCCAUAGCCAAAAGCUGCCCAGACACCAAGAAACAACCGCCUGCCUUAAUUCCCCAGGUUUGCACAAUAGAACUCUAGUCUGAGGUCUAAAAACUUGGCCUCACAUAGCUCACAUUGUCCUAGAAACGUAGAAGAAAGGUUUUGAUAAUACACGUCCAUGUGCUGUCUUAUUUUUUGCCUCCGAGUGUACCGAAAGCCCUUUACUUGGAAGUGAAUUAUACACGUGUACUUUCUGUGAGCAAUGUGUUAUUUUUGAAGUGAUAUUUGAUCCGGAGAGGUGGAGGGUUUAAGGCAAAGCGCUAUGCAAGUGCUCCUGUGAGUUGUAAAAUAAGCAUCAAGCGGAGAACAAAGCAUUCUUUCACAUAAAACGGAACAGAUGACAAAUGUUUAGUCUGAACACAAAACGUAGCCUGGCUUUUUUAAGGGUGCGUUUCCCACUCCCUGUACCUUUCGGUGUUCACUGCGUUGAGUUGAGUAUUUUCUCUGGGUUUUCCUUCACCGAAUGCGUUGACAAGGGAUGUCGGAGAUUUGUUGAAUAAAAACGUGAAAACA